AUGAACUGCGCCCUCACCUUGUCAGAUGGUGGUUUUGUCCUCGCUGCCAAAUCGGCGCAUCCCAUGGCGGACAUCACGGGCCUUGUCCGCUUCGUCAAGGACUGGGCGAGUGUGAGUAGUGCGGUCAUCAAGGGCCUGACCGCCCCAGUCCUGACUCCCGUCUUUGAGCCGGCGCGUUUGGACAACCUUGCUGCCGGAGACAUCGACGCCGAGGAGGCGGACCCGGCCAUUGUGAGACGAACCGAACGUUUGCCCUUGCACAGGUAUGACUGGUGGGCCGCGCCGGGAAAGCCUCCCGGGCCAUUCCUCGAUGCGGCCAAUCUGCCAUCCCCAGCAGGCAAGCCUAUGCCAUGGGCUGAAUGGGAUCUCCAGGCGCCUGUUUCCGACUAUACCAUUCAUCUCAACACAGCGCAGGUCGAUUUCCUCUUGACCGAAGCCACAAAGGGUACGGACGGUCAUGGCCCGAGCAUCAGCAAGCAUGAUGCCGUGUUGGCACACAUUUGGUCCUGUAUUGUGCGUGCACGUCAACUCGGCAACGAUGACGGCCCUGUCUAUUGCGAUCUUGUGCUUGGCCUUCGAUCCGCUCUCAAGCUGGGUGAAGACUUUCUGGGUUCUCCGAUCAUCAUGAUGAAGGUUGAGCUGCCGGGCUCUGAGGUUGGCUACGAACAAUCAAGUAAGGCUACCGCAGCCAUGGUUCCCAUCGCCCAAAAGAUUCGGCAUACAAUCUCCACUGUCAGCGACCCAGCCAAUCUCGCAGAUCAUCUUCAUAGCGCUGCGUAUGAGAAGUCUCCUCAGCGUAUCUGGCAGGCAUUCCUUGGCCGCCGUCAUAUCCUGGUGACCACCUGGGCGCGCGCCGGCAUCUACGAGGUCGACUUCGGUCUUGGCUCGCGCAUACGAUACGCGGACGGCAUCGUGCCGAACUUGGACGGCGACAUUCUCAUCAAAGAAGCACCCCCAUCUUCUGGAGAGCACUUGUCUGGAUCUCGGCCGUCUUGGACCGACAGCGGGGUGGAUAUCUCUGUCCAUAUUUGCACGGAGGAUAUGGAGCGAUUGCUCAAGGAUCCUUUGUUACUGCCGCGCCUUGAUUAG
Molecule: messenger RNA, 1089 nt
Organism: Plenodomus lingam JN3
Lineage: Eukaryota; Fungi; Ascomycota; Dothideomycetes; Pleosporales; Leptosphaeriaceae
Source: RefSeq, a predicted model, not a curated record